AUGAAGGCCGGGCUCUGUGCCUCUGUCCUGGGCAUGUCCCUUUGGACAGCUGGUGCCCUGGAAGUCAAGAUGGAUCAAACCGAUGAGAACAGACAGAGAUGCUCAGGCAUGUACAGUCGCAGCGCUUGGGGCGGCCCCGUUGACCCUUAUAUCAAUGUCAUGUUCCUCCCGAAGGAAGCUCCAGCCGACCAGGAUCCUAUCGUGAGCUUGGUCAUCUUCGAAUGGAAGGACGAGGACUUGAUCGGUGUUCGCGAAACUCCAGACGCUGAAAACAAAAUCGGAAUUUGCCAGGACGCAUAUGUCCAGAAGAACUACUGUAACCAGACGGACAUUGGCAAGUUUAUCAUUGACCCAGAUUCCACCACCAAGUCGAAGAACAUGAUCGAGACGAAAGCCAUCCAUCUCAAAGAGCCGCAGACGACUAAAUACAUGAUUCGAAAGACUGGAUACUACUGUGUCCUGACCGACAAGUUCUCUGCGGGCGAGUUUACUGCCGUUGUUGAGUUCCGCAAUGCUUACGGCGAGCUGCCUGCAACACAAAUCCCGAAGCUACCUUUUUACGGAGGGAUCACCAUUCUCUAUGCUCUGGUUGCCGUGUUCUGGGGUUUCUUAUACUACCAGCACCGACACGAUAUUUUGCCGGUCCAAAACUACAUCACGGCCAUUCUCAUCUUCUUGGUUGUAGAGAUGCUGAUGACUUGGGGUUUCUAUGACUACCUCAACCGGAAUGGCGCAAACAUUGGCUCCAAGGUGCUGCUGGUCAUAGUUGCCAUCCUGAAUGCUGCACGUAACUCGUUCUCAUUCUUCCUACUGCUUAUUGUGUGUAUGGGAUACGGAGUUGUGAAGCACACACUUGGACGCACUAUGAUCUGGGUGCGCUGGCUCGCGAUCGCUCACUUCAUCUUUGGACUCGUGUAUGCAAUCACGAGCUUGCUGAUUACGCCGGAUGCUGCUGGCCCCUUCGUGCUACUCAUCGUGCUCCCUCUUGCUGGCACUCUGACCGGCUUCUACGUGUGGACCCUGAACUCUCUAAACUUUACGCUGAAGGACCUGCGUGAACGCAAGCAGCAUGCUAAGGAAGCCAUGUACAGGAAGCUGUGGUGGUGCAUCCUGAUCAGUAUUUUUGUCAUCUUUGGCUUCUUCUUCUUCAACAGCUUCAGCUUUGCAUCUGUCAGCGACCCCGACUACGUCCCCUUUCACUGGAAGUCAAGAUGGUUCAUCCUCGACGGCUGGCUGAACCUUGUCUACUUUGCCGAUGUGGCCUUCAUCGCUUACGUUUGGAGACCCACCGCCAACAACAGACGCUUCGCCAUGAGUGAUGAGAUUGCCCAGGACGAUGAUGGCACGUUCACAAUGGCAGACAUCGGCGCGCCGGACGAUUCGGACGAUGACGAGGAGGCUCAGUUGGGAAAGGCCAACAACACAGGUUCCCAGUUCGCAGGUCACACCGCUUCUUCGGCUACGCCCGCGAGUAGUAUGCCCCAGCAACAGCCGCAAAGACACAUUCCGCGCGAGUCUUUAGAUGGUGAGACUAUCUUCGCUGUUGGAGAAGAUGGCGACAGAUUCUCCGAUGAUUCCGACGAGGAAGACGCCAAGCUGGUAGGAAAGAAAUAG
Colletotrichum higginsianum IMI 349063 is the source of this 1614-nucleotide messenger RNA. RefSeq names its product Integral membrane protein. The record is from RefSeq and is a predicted model, not a curated record. The transcript has 8 exons. NCBI's taxonomy places the organism in Eukaryota, Fungi, Ascomycota, Sordariomycetes, Glomerellales, Glomerellaceae. Gene Ontology annotation, cellular component: membrane; Golgi apparatus. Bases 1 to 1614 code for a protein of 537 amino acids. Gene Ontology annotation, biological process: retrograde transport, endosome to Golgi.